AUGCGGACGUUGAGGUGGCGGCCGCGUAGGGCUGAUCCCCGCGGGAACACCGCACGCCGCCGCCGCUUCUACGCCCACUCCGAGGCAGUGCCGCUACGCCCCUCCCCUAGAGUCGUGGUCACGUUCACCGCCGCUACUACGCCCAUCCUAUGCGGACUCCAUAGCGCCUCCUCCAUCGCCCCAGACACGCCCAUCGCAGCAAGACCGUGGCACGCCCUGCUGCGCCCACCCUUAGCCGCCACGACGCCCACCUCAACACGACCCCACCGGCACCACUGCCUCCGUUGCCACCGCUACGCCCCUCCUCACCCGCCGCCGCCGCCGCCGCCGCCGCUACGUCACACCCGAAGCAUCGCCGCCGCCACCGUAUUACUGGGAUUCUCUGGCGAUUUCGCGUUCCUUCCCGCGGUUCAUCUUGAUAUGGCGCGGUUGCCUCCCCAGGGGACGGCGGGGGAGCGAGGGAGCAAAGGGGAGUCUCCUGGAGAGGCCGUUCCACCUCACAUGCGCGCCAUUCCUCCUUUUCCUCCUCAUACAUCCUCCCCCCCACCUCCAACGCCCCCUACGCCCCACACGCCUCCCGUCGCGGCCGCAGCGACGAGGUUCCCCGCCAAGGCACCAACGACACAGCACUCCAGACACUCCCAGCUCUGA
Molecule: messenger RNA, 651 nt
Organism: Penaeus monodon (black tiger shrimp)
Lineage: Eukaryota; Metazoa; Arthropoda; Malacostraca; Decapoda; Penaeidae
Product: WAS/WASL-interacting protein family member 3-like
Exons: 2
Coding region: 1-651 (216 amino acids)
Source: RefSeq, a predicted model, not a curated record